CACUAGUUUGUUAUAGUAAUCCGCAUAUCAUCCCUUUGAUGGCUCCUAAAAAGCAACAACAAGCCUCGGCUAGUCCCAGUGGUGCUGCUGCUGACAUGGUUAACCCUCGGACCAAGAAUAAGGCGCUCAAGGACCAGUUGGCGAACCUUAAUCGCAUGAUGAAGUCUGAUUCGAAGCAGCUGGCUGAUCUUACUAAGGAGGUUGAGGAGCUCCGCAGUGCUGUCAAGGAGUUGAUGAAAUUGAGUAAGCGCGAGGGCCAGAAGCCGACCAAGACAGAGCUGGAUAAGGUGAUCCCUGAGGGGGUCCGUGAAGAGGUCGUUGACGCGGCUUAUGCUCCGACUCGUUCCGCAAGUGAGGAGCGCUCGCAGCAGCAGAGUAAGGGUGGGAAUAAGAACAGCAGGGUAGCCGCUUCUACUGGGACUCGGGUACAGCAGCAACAAGGGCAGAACAAUAGACGUAGUAAUAAGUCUAAAGCUGUUGCUGAGACUCAGUUGAAGAGUAUGUUGGGUAUGGCCUCUGCCCCUCCACAAGGACGGCGUCAGCAGCAAGGCAGCAGGAAUGGUCAUAAGAAGGGAGCUGAGGCGGCUCCUCAUGAUAACGACUUGGCUCAAUCUAUUCGAGAGAAGCUCCGACGCGCCAGUACCAAGGAGGAGGUCCGAGCUGCUACGAAUAUGGCGAGAGCAUUGGGGAUGACCCAUGAGGCCGGUCUUGGUGAUCGAAAGCUGAAGACACUAGCAUGAGUGCCGCUAUGUAUCCAAUGCCACUGCUGUCCUGUCAUUUCCUUGAAGUGGUGGAUGCCACCGUACCAACGACAAUUCUCGGGAGUAUUAGUACCAUCCUAGUCGCAGUGAUGGAAGCAUUUUCUUGUCU
This is a messenger RNA of Perkinsus marinus ATCC 50983, 870 nucleotides long. RefSeq lists its product as hypothetical. The transcript is spliced from 5 exons. The record is from RefSeq and is a predicted model, not a curated record. Bases 39 to 740 code for a protein of 233 amino acids. NCBI's taxonomy places the organism in Eukaryota, Perkinsozoa, Perkinsida, Perkinsidae.